UUUAGUUCACGGGUUUCUUUCGGAAUGAGUAGUAGGCUAUUUUCAAAUAAAUGCUUAAUAAUGAAAGUUACUUUACUAUUCAUGUUUUUAUUGUGUGGAUCUAAUAAGGCGUUCGAAUCAACAAAAUGCAUUUUCGAACCCGUGAAGUUGAGUAUUUUCAAGGAAGGCACAUCGAACGUAGAUGUGGACAAAGGAAAUCCGAUGGACCAGUUAGCGAAAAACAUUUCUUCGGGAGUUCCCAACGAAUCCACUAUCUUCGUUAAUUCACUAGGUGAUCAAGUAGUCGAGCUUGUUUCAUUUAACAAAACAGGUCUUGAUUUAAGCUGGGUAGAAAAAUGGUCCAUUCGCAAAGAAGUGAAACAGUUUGGUGACACUUUAUCUGCCCUAGCCUUGAACAAUGAAUUAAAUGCAAGAUAUUCCGUCAACCAGUACAAAUCUAGAGCAGAAAUGGUAAUUUUACUCGUCAGUGACACAAGCAAACUAGACGCUGUUCCUAGUUUACUUGCUAAAAAGAAGACCUUUGUUGUGGUGUUUGGGUCUUCUAUUCCGAAUAUCUACAACUCCACAGCAAGUCGCGAGGAUCAUCUGUACCUCGUUAGAAGCAAGGAUGAACUUGAAGCGGUCACUGUCAGAAUACUGGAACAGCUAGCGUGUGAUUCCAGGUUCUACUGUGACACGGAUAUGUACAGUGUCAAGAAAGGUUCCAGAUGCAAGACCUGUUCCAUUACUUGUGGCGAUGAUCUAACAAAGCGAACAAAAACCUGUGAAACACGAUGUCCGUUUUCAGUUAUACGACGGACGUCCAGUAAAGAAGAUCUGGAACCGAAACCGAGUAUGUCACCAGUUGCGGAAGUAAACUCUGUUAUAGAAAACACUAAAGUAGUGGUGGUAAUCGUAGCUGUCGUUAUUGGCUUACUAUUUCUUAUAUUCGGUACUGUAUGGUGCAUGUACCAAAAGCAAAAGAAGCGUCCGCUGACACCAAUCCCUUCGGAAGCAACUCUGCCAAAAACCCUAGCACUCAUUGGACAAGAAUUUGAUACAAUGCCGGUUGAAGAAAGCGGAAUGGAUACUUCAUCACAAGAAGGAGCACCAUUCCUGUCCGAUGACGGAACCCCCCAGACAGAUGCACAUGAUCAGACCCAGAGAAAGUGUGAAAGUGAUUCUUCUGAAGAUGGGGUUACAUGUAGCAUGGCAUUGCCCUUUCAGGACAAACGAACAAUGGACUUGAAUGCCCAUUAUUCCGGACAUGAUGUUGUUUUCCUGCACGGAUCAAGAAUGCCAGAAGGAACAAGGCCAAUAAGUGAUCAAGAGGUGUGAAAGCAUCGUUAAGUCGUUUACCUUGACAUUGUAUGUAAGAAAAAAUACACUAACCUUGAUUUUCAACAUUUCUUAAUCGAUGAGACUUUGAUGCUUGUUACAGAACUUGACAAUGUGUUAAGCCUCAUAUUCGAUUGCUUCGUAAAUAACACGUUUGAUAAUGACAUGCGUGUAACAUGUACGAUAUAUUACUCAUGAUGUAUGUAAGUUGCUUACCUGAAAUGAGAUAAUGAUUUCUCAGUGCUAAGUAGCCACAGUUUUAGGAACUCGAUAUCAAAUUUAAAGAAUUUUACAGACAGAAAAUCUAGUUUUAAGUAAUUUUUUUAUAGAAAGUAUAGAAACUUGUCAUGUGGGUAUGUAGUGAUGAGACACAUGUAGGGAAUACGAACCUGGUUCGAAGGUUUAAUGUCAAUGCCACACUUUGGGGUGUCCAUCAUAUUUAGUGUCCGCAACUUAUUAACCAUGCAAGGUAAUGAUUUCUAACUUGGGAUGUAAGUAGGUGUGCAGAGUGCAUGAACCAGGAUGGUAGGUCAAAGGUCAUAGCAAGGUCACAUCCGCUCGUCAUUGUUCGUGUCCAGAGCAUUACUUAUAAUAUUAAAGGUAUUGACUUGAAGACUUGAAACUUGGAAUAUAGGCAGGUGGUGAUGAGACGAUGUGCAUACUGCAACAAUCUACAUUACAUCCUCAAUUAACCCUCCACCCGCACCCCCAAAUAAUCAUUUAUUUUCUUGCCUUUUAGUAUCUUGUCACCACCACCUCAAAAACACACACACUCUGCCCCCACCCCAACCCAACACCUUCCUCCAAAUAAGAAAAGUUGUUAUUUUCUUUAAAGAGGCACCACAAAAUAACUGUAUUCUUUUGUAUUUCCAUGAUGGUAAUUAUACAUAAUUUAUAUAAAAAAUAUGAGAUAUACAAGAUUGACAGCGACACAUAUUCAGCCAAUACGAUGUGUUUAAUUUCUUAACAUUUUAUUGAAUUAAUGUAGUAAUAUGUACAUAAAUGGGUGUUUUUAGUUGAAUUUCAAUCACAUUUUGUUUCUUCAGUAUAAGACAGUUAUUCAUCUAUAUUUUUUAAACUAUACCAAAAAGCAAUUGACUGAAUAAGUUUGCAGAUACAGUUGUGAAAACACAUUUAUUCAAAAAGGGCCUAAAUUGUCCACCUGAAAACUUCUAGUAUAGCUGUACAUUAUCUGUAUUAUAAGAAUGAUUUUCAUGAAGUUUUGUGGGCGAAAAAAUAGGUCAAAUGGGUCUUUAAAUAUUGAGUCCGUCCACGUCUGAUAUUACCAUUGGGCGUAUAUGAAUAAUCGACCAUUUACUCUAAAAUGCCUUUCUCCGGCACUCGAAGAGGGGUGGUAUAUAGCUUAGCUCAUAUCGUUCUGUCAUGUAAUUGUCCAGAUUCAUUCUGAGUCUUUCUGACCUGUAACUAGAGAAUGAUUUGUCUUAUAUAGCCAUCGGAAUGUAUAACUGUACCGAAUUGGUGAACCAUGUAGUUAGCUGGAUCGUUAGACAGUAUGAUAUUGAACUAAUAUUGAACUUUUAAAGGAUGAUUAUGUCAGUUAAUUUACCGCCCCAAUGUCACAAUAGCUUCUGAUCAAUAACUGAAACAUGAACAUGAUUACUUGUUCUCUCGUUUAAGGGAAUGAAAGCCAACAUGAUUGUAGAUCAGCCAAGUCCGAAGGCCCGUGAUGAGCAUUUUGGAUCAUUUGGCGUCCAUUUCAUGACUAUUCUUUAUGUCUAGGCUACACACUUUAUAGACGCAAAGGUUUUAAAUGCUUUCCUAAACGAAAUGAAAGAUGGCUGUAUGUAAUGGCUCGACUGUUAAAAUAUUCCAACUGAAGUUAUGCAUGGACAAAGCUUUUUUUACAUGUACUAAAGAUCAAAAUCAAUAGCCUGAGAAUACUUUGACUGAUUGCCUGAACAUUCAUAUGAUGACUGUAUAUGCUAAAUAGGAGCCUAGUCUAUUAUUUGGGGUAUACAUGUCUUAAACAGGACAUAAUCUAAGAAUAUAUAGUCACAAGUUGAAAUGAAAGCUCAAUACAAUAAGGCUCUUUUAGUGAAAGUCUGAGAAAUCUUUAUCUUAUUUAAUUGUUUUGAUAGUGAUAGUGGAAAUGAUUCUAAAUAUAAUCUGUACUCUGUUUCUAUUGUAAAUACAUGUUGAAUGAUACUUUAUGCGAAUGUAAGAAGCUUCUGCAUCAUUCAUUCUUUCAAACUGCCAUUCAAACGUUUUUGUUCCACUUGGAAGACAUGCUUAUUUAAGAAUUUUUGAAAGAAUAAUUUUAUUUUCCGUUUUAUAUAUUAAUUUAAUGAUUAGAUUCUAAAAAUAUAUAUUAUUCUAAGUAUUUUUAUACAAAGGCAUUGAAUAUGAUAAUCAUAUACUCAGGUUGUUUUCUCAAAAGUUUAUAUAUAUUACACCAAUUUACAGUUGUUCUUUUAUCAUUGCUGAUCAAAUUUGAAAAUAAGACACUAACCAACAAAACACUUGGAUGGCAGUUAUUUUCCAGCACCUUACUGUUAUUCCCAUCUCCUCAAUUCAUAAAGUUUAUUGGUAUGCAAGUUCUUCUUCUACUUCUUUUUCUUUAGACCUGUCUUAUCUCUUUGUUAUAGAAUGCUGGAUUUAUUGUAGAUUUUUAUCGUAUUUCGUUUUAAUUAAGAAACAUUAAAUAUAAAAUAUUAAAUAAGAUGGACAUAAUGGUGUGAGUUGUAAUAAGAAAUUUUGUGUUUGUUUGUUAAUGGAUGAAUGUAUGUCCAAUCUAUACUUUGCUUUUGGAUUUUUGUAUCAGGAAUAAGUUAUGUUUAAGGGGUAUUUAUCAAAUAAAGAUCUUAAUACAUUCCUUUAAGAAAGUUGAACGAUUUCAACUAUCUGAUUCCAAUUAAUGUCCAAUAUGUCAAAUAGUGUUCACAGGCAGUUCUAUAAAAUGAAUGACGACGUUUAAUUUAAUUAACAUUAAAGCCGCUUGUUUGCAGUUUGGGUUAAAAAUUUGGACAAUCUUUAUUAAAACAAUCUGUAGUAUAGAUUUGUAUUGCUCAGAAGAAUUUCCAAUGUUUGUGUCGUUUCUUUUGGCCUUUCGACUUUCGAUGGCCUUCGACUACGAAAGAAAUUGGCAAUUAAAUUUUACAGUAAUUUUAAAACGAUUCCAAAUCAGUGUAAAAUAAAAAUAUACUUAAAUACUGAUUUUCAUGUAGAAGUGACUCUUUUUCUGCGGCGUUUGUGUUAACACUAUUUCAAAAUUGGAAUAUUUCGAUGAAACAGUUACUUGCAUUCGUUCAGGUUUCUAGAAGGCACGUGUUACGGUCUAUACUUGAUGAAUAUUAUCUUAAAUAUGAAUUAUCCCAACUUUAUGUCAGUGAGGAGAUGGGUUAUAUGGUAAUCAUUCAUGUUUUAUUAUUACUGUUGGAAGUUUGUUCAAUGUUUUUUGUUAGGAGGAAUGUGUUUAUAGUGAAGUAGUAAUGUCUAAGAAGUUAAUAUGUUAUGAAUUUGAGUUUGAUUAUUUUCUCAGUUAUUAACGUUUCAUUCCGCAUAAUUGUAAAUCUUACAUUUUAAUGUUCUCGGUUUCAUAGACCAGGGAAGCAGGUGGUGUUUGAUCUGAAUGUCCAUAAGACCGCCCGUCGCAUAUUCGUGUGUACUCAACUCCCGUACAGUUGUUAUUCAAUAAAAAAUGAAACUUAGUGUAUUUCAUCAACAUGAAGCGGACAUGCAUAUAGUUUUAAGACAUACGUGAUUUUUAUACGCCUGAAGUGACGUAUCAUACCCCCGGUGGCCGUCUGUCCGUCCGUCCGUUAGCGAUUUCGUGUCUGCUCUGUAAAUUUUGAACCCCUUUAAGGAUUUCAAAGAAACUUGACACAAAUGUUCACCACAUCGGUACGACGUGCAGAGCGCAUGUUCUGGAUGGCUCGCUUCAAGGUCAAGGUCACACUUAGGGGUCAAAAUCAUAUGAGUUUGUUUCGUUCCGCUCUGUAACUCUUGACCCCCUUGAAGGAUUUCAAAAAUAAAAAUGACACAAAUGUUCACCACAUCGACACAACGUGCGGAGCGUAUGUUAUGAAUGGCUCGCUUCAAGGUCAAGGUCACAGUUAGGGGUCAAUAAUUCAAAUGCGUGUGUUUCGUGUCCUCUCUGUAACUCUUGAACUGCUUGAAGGAUUGUUAGGAAACUUGGCACACAUGUUCACCACAUCGAGACGACAUGCAGAGCGCAUGUUCUGGAUGUCUCGCUUCGAGGUCAAAGUAACACUUAGGGUCAAAGGUCAUUGCUCUGUCACUCUUGAACCCCUUAAAGGAUUUCGAAGAAACUUAACACAAAUGUUCACCAUACCGAGCGCAUGUUCUGAAUGGCUAACUACAAGGUCGAGGUCACACUUAGGGCACAAAGGUCAUAGCUUCGGUCGCAUAUUGCUCCGCAUUGCGGUGCUCUUGCUUUUAUAUUCCUGUGUCCUUUUAGAACUUUGCAACGUCGAUAUAUCAAGCGUUUUCGGGGAAAAUUAUGGCAUACAUCUGCCUUACCCCUGACAAAAUUUGAAUUUAAUUUUUAACAGGCCGCAAAUCAUCAUUAAUGUAAACAUUAUUGUACUUGUACAUUGAAAAUAUUAUUAGUGGUCUAUAUCAAGAAUCUGUUUAUUAAUACUAAUUUUCUAAUCCGCCCGUUUAGCGUAGUUGGGGAGGGCGCAGAUCUACGGAUCGCAGGUUGUUAGUUCGAUCCCCGGGCGAGUAGUAUGUUCUCCGUGACGAUUUGAUAGUAAAAUCAUUCGUCCUCCACCUCUGAUUCAUGUGGAAAUGUUGGCUAUUACUUGCGGAGAGCAGGUUAGUACUGGUACAGAAUACAGGAACACUAGUAAGGUUAAAUUCCCGUCGUUAUAAAACUAUAAUACUCUUUAAAUGGCGUAAAACCAAAAACAAGCAAACAAAUUAUGAUUUACUGUGUUGGUACGCCAUUAAACGCAAAUCAAUCAAACAAUUAAUUGUGAUUUUGAUUAAACAAUUAUAUAUAAAUAAACUCGUUUUACUCCACAAAUAUUCUUGUCGACUUUAUACGCGUUACUUAUUUCGCUGAUCUGCAAGUGGAUAUUUAAACUAUUCUAUUUUUUACAACCAAUGUAGUCAAAUUCUUAUGAAAAGAUGUUACAAGCUAUUGUUGCAGUAUGUAUUUUUGUAUUUUCUUUAUAUCGCUGAGUUUUGUAUAUAUUCACACCGUAUUAUUCAAGGUUUAUAUAAUUUGUGAUGUUUUGUAUUGCAAUUCAUAAUGUAUUUAUUUGAUGCAGAUGAGGUAUUCAGUUCUUUUUUCUUUCUCUUUUGAAAUUCUUGAAAGCUAUAUUCAGAUGUGGAAAGAAGCGCCAUACGUUUCGGCCAAAUAUUGCAUUUACAAUACCUGUUCAAAAGAACAUUUAAGAAAAUUUGCUAAAAAUUAAGAUUAUACAAAUGUAAAUAAAACACUGUUAGCCAAAAACAGGCCUCCUUUCAAUUGAGUUACAUUCCCUUGAAAAAUCUGCAUUUUUGGAGAUUUGCUUUUUUGUACAUUGAAGUAUCAAACGCAUAUAAGUAUGAGUAUGUUUUCAGUUUCGUUUUUUUAUGCCCCCGAAGGGAGGCAUAUAGUUUUUGAACCGUCUGUCGGUCUGUCAGUCUGUCGGUCUGUCCGCAAUUUUCGUGUCCGGUCCAUAUCUUUGUCAUCGAUGGAUGGAUUUUCAAAUAACUUGGCAUGAAUGUGUACCACAGUAAGACGACGUGCAGUGCACAAGACCCAGGUCCGUAACUCAAAGGUCAAGGUCACACUUAGACGUUAAAGGAUAGUGCAUUGAUGGGCGUGUCCGGUCCAUAUCUUUGUCAUCGAUAGAUGGAUUUUCAAAUAACUUGGCAUGAAUGUGUACCACAGUAAGACGACGUGCAGUGCGCAAGACCCAGGUCUGUAGCUCAAAGGUCAAGGUCACACUUAGACGUUAAAGAUCAUUUUUCAUGAUAGUGCAUUGAUGGGCAUGUCCGGUCCAUAUCUUUGUCAUUCAUGCAUGGAUUUUAAAAUAACUAUGCAUGAAUGUGUGACACAGUAAGACGAUGUGUCGCGCGCAAGACCCAGCUCCGUAGGUCAAAGGUCCUAAACUCUAACAUCGGCCAUAACUAUUCAUUCAAAGUGCCAUCGGGGGCAUGUGUCAUCCUACGGAGACAGCUCUUGUUUAAUGACUGCUUUUGGCAUGUAUUUCUUAGCUUUAUCUGUUAUCUGUGAAGGAGUCAAGCAUUUUCCCCCCGACAAACAAGUGUUCUUUAUUCUCGAAUCUCGGAAAGCAUAGUUACUAGGCCAAAUUUUAGGAAAGAAAUUGAAACGUUUAAUGUUUUACGUGUAAAUUGUCUGACUGCAUAUACGUAUAUUUCUGUGUUUUAAGAGAUGUUUAGAUCUCACACAUGUACCUUUCUACCAUUUUAUUCUAGAACGUGUAAGAUUUGUAAUGUAAUAUAGCAAUUUUCUGACAAUUUAGCAGAAAUAGUUCAAAAUAAACGUGUGCUGCUUUCUGCACCUGGGACCUUUUUCCCAUUGAUGUACGUCGUAUCAAGUCAAAAAAAAUCAUGUAUAGGACCUCUAGAUUGUGACGCUUUACAAAGUUUUACACCAAAACAUAUGGUCAAAAAUGUCAAAACGCUGUUAAUGUUUGGAUAUGAUUAACACUUUUUUUUUUCUCAACUCAGUUCGAUAGUCGAUAAUAGCAAAACAGUUGUUACCUUUUAGGUUCGGUAAAAUGUUAAUUUAUCGGCUUGGGAAAAGUGGUAUCAACUUAAGGCUAUGUCAUCUGUUGAUACAACUUUUUUUCAGGUUGAUACAUCAUCAUGUCAGCCUUACUGAAACAGAAUAAUUACAUUAGUCAGCAUUAAUAUUUUCUACAUAUGUGCUGAAUAUGAUAGUAAAUUAAUUUAAGAAAAGUAUAUUUAUCAAAACUGAUAACGUUCUCUUGUUAAUGAAUAAUAUACAUCUAUUACUUUUACAACUGGCCAUUAAUUAUACCCCGGAAAUGUACGAGGAACAAAAGUUUAAAUAACAAAAUACUUUACUUGAGUUACGGAUUUUGUGGACUUAUAAAUAAAUUGUAUAUUAAGUUCUAAUUAUAUUUUGUGUGUGUGUGGAAUGCUUAUUUUAUAUACUCAUUAAAUUUAUUUAAGAUACA
This is a messenger RNA of Mercenaria mercenaria, 8456 nucleotides long. RefSeq lists its product as uncharacterized. Lineage: Eukaryota; Metazoa; Mollusca; Bivalvia; Venerida; Veneridae. Bases 25 to 1317 code for a protein of 430 amino acids. The transcript is spliced from 6 exons. The record is from RefSeq and is a predicted model, not a curated record.